This is a messenger RNA of Nerophis lumbriciformis (worm pipefish), 1095 nucleotides long. Lineage: Eukaryota; Metazoa; Chordata; Actinopteri; Syngnathiformes; Syngnathidae. The record is from RefSeq and is a predicted model, not a curated record.
AUGGCGGCUGCACACGUCAGGCAGCGCACUGGGUCGGGUGGAACCCGCGCGCAACUCCCGCCCUGUUACUACGAGGGCUACCUGGAGAAGCGAGGACCUAAAGAAAAGGCACCCAAGCGUUUGUGGACAUGUUUGUGUGGGAAUGCAUUGUAUUUCUUUAAUAAUUCCAAGGACACUCACUAUGUAGAGAAACUGGAGCUCAGUGGGUUCGUGUCCUUAAGGGAUGACUGCAGCCGGGACAGAAAUUUGGAAGCUGCCAGACUGAUUCUGCGCAUGAAAGAUGGAGAAACCAAAAUAACAGCACCCAACCUGGAAUCAAGGGAGCUGUGGAAAGGUUUCCUCUACUCUGUCAUAGAUCUGAAUGUACCAUCAAGCCUCACAUUGCUGCCGGGCCAGCUGCAAAUGCUGAAGGAGGUAGUGGAUAAAGAAAGGUCCCGGCGGAGAAGUCGCACUCCCACAAGAGCACCCCCUUCGCCUCUCUCUGUUCCUUUAGUGGGGGAGAUUCCCGCGUGCUUUCGCCCGGUGUCGCGAACUGAGGCCGAAGUCCUCUUGGACAGACACCCAGAUUGUGGCAACAUGCUACUGCGUCCCGGAAGAGAUGGCAGCUCAUUAGCCGUUACCACGCGGCAGGACCUCAAUGGCUCAGUCUUCAGACAUUACCGAGUAACCCAGAGGGACCAGGGUGGCUAUGUGAUUGAUGUGGAGAAUCCAAUUCCCUGUGCAACCCUUCACGAUGUCAUCGAUGCCCUGGUGGAAAAGACAGCUGGCACUCUGCAACCUUUUCUCCUAGAAGAGCCUUAUGAGGAGAAUAUCACUUACGUUUCUGCCAAUGAUGAGAAUGGAGAAAGGAUUCUCCACACCGCCCCCACCAGCCCCCUGCCAAAGGCUCCUGCACUGCCCCCAAAGCAAGAUCGUUGGCCCAGCAGCCCCCCGCCGCGCUCCCCUGCACCGGACCGCCGCAUUCUGACCUCAUCAGUGCCUGCCUCGCCCACCAACCCCAUGAGACGACUCAUUUUAUCACCUUCCCCCCUCGCACAGUCUCUCAACGAUGAACUGAAAAUGAAGCUGGAGAAGAGACGAGCCAGUCAGGAGUAA